CGUUUCCUUGACAAAAACAAGUUUGCUAGCGGCCGGUCUGUCGGUUGAAACUGCGAAGAUUUUGAAAAUAAAGUGUGCAUUUAUUUACUGCAGGUAAAGAGUUGGUAACCGAACAUACACAAAUUUUAUAAUGGCAGAACUACCGUACCAAGCGGAAUAUGCUAAAAGUGGCAGAGCUUCGUGUAAGGGAUGUAAACAAAAAAUUGACCAAGGAACCCUACGUCUUGCCAUUAUGGUGCAGUCACCGUUCUUCGAUGGCAAGCAACCAAACUGGCACCAUGAAGACUGCUUCUUCCACAAGACUCGCCCUACAAGUGUUAGGGAAAUUGCCAAUUUCAACAAACUCAAGAGUGCUGAUCAGGACAGAAUUAAAUCUGUCAUGGAAAAUUCAACUGGUAUAGUGAUGCCAGUUGAAAAACCAAAAGGAAAGGGCAAAUCCAAGAAGAGGGCAGCCGAUGAUCCUGUAUCCACAUCCACUGCAUUGGCACUCAAAGAUUUUCGUGUAGAAUACUCUAAGAGUAGCAGGGCUACAUGCAAACAAUGUGAAAUUAAAAUAUGUAAGGAUGAAGUUCGUAUAUGCAAGAUUGUGUAUGACACAGAAGUAGGUAGCAAGUAUGGUGGUCAACCAUUAUGGCACCACGUGAAGUGCUUUGCAGAGAAAAGGGCUGAGUUCCUCUUCUUUGCUGGAGGGGAGAGCCUACCUGGGUUUGAUACUUUAUCAAAAGAGGACAAGGCCAUGGUCAAACAGGAGAUUAAACCAUUCAAAGCAGAUGAUGUACCAGUCAAGAAAAUGAAAGUGGAGCCCAAAACGGAGGCAGAUGUUAAAGAGGAAAAAGAGAAAGAUAAGAAAAUAAACAAACAAAACAAAUUGUUCCAUAAAUACAGGGCCGCUUUAAGUGAACUGAAAAAAAAUGAUCUUGAAGAAUUACUUGAAGAAAAUUCUCAGGAAAUAUUUUCUGGUAGAGAUGAGUGUUUGGAUCUGCUUGCCGACUGCAUGGCAUUCGGAGCUCUUGAACCCUGUCCUGAGUGCAAGCAGGGGCAACUAGUGUUAGACACAUUUGGUUAUAAAUGCAAAGGUAACAUAAGUGAAUGGACAAAAUGUUCGUACGUCACUCAGAAUCCUAAGAGAAAACCUAUGAUUGUGCCGUCUGCAUAUCAAGGAGGAAGCAUUUUCAAGAGAUAUAAGCCCAAGACCGAUGUCAGACUGUUUGACGCUGAACCACAGCCUAUACUAGUUGUUGUUAAAAACGAGGCGACCGCUACUGUUAAGAAAGAAUUGCCCAUUCCACCACUGAAAAACCUACAAUUCUUCCUUUAUGGCAAGUUGAAGGAUAAAGAGGAAACUAAAAAAAGAGUUCUGAAACUGGGAGGUCUUGUAGUUAGCAAGCUAACUGAUACUACGGUCGCUGUUAUCUCAACUAAAAAAGAUGUCGAGAGAAUGCCUGAAAAAAUGGAGCAAAUUAAGUCUAUGGAUAUUGAGGUGGUUGAAGCUUCAUACCUCGAUUUGAUUGAGCAAGAUGGUACAAUUUCUAAGUCAUUACAAUUAAUUAAGGAAAAUAAUAUUGCUGAUUGGGGAUCUGAUCCAGCUACAAGAGUGCCCCAAGAUGUAUUAGAUGGAAAGUCUAUACCAAAGUCUGGUAGCAUGUAUGUUAAGUCUACUAAAUCUGCAGUGAAACUGAAGAUUCAAGGUGGAACAGCGGUAGACCCGCUGUCCAAGCUAGAAGAUGAAGCCCAUGUGUAUAAAGACGAGGAUGGCACGAAAUACACCGUGGUACUGUCGCAGACAGACGUCGUAGCUCAGAAGAACUCCUACUACAAACUGCAAGUCCUAGAGAGGGAUGAUAAGAAGAAGUACUGGUUGUUCCGAGCAUGGGGUCGUAUCGGAACAACUAUCGGCGGCUCAAAGGUGGAGGAUUGUAAGUCGGUACACGAAGCCAUUAGGAAGUUCGAAGACUUGUACAUGGAGAAAACCGACAAUGAUUGGAGUAUGCGAGAUUAUUUUAUGAAGGUGCCAGGCCGCUACUUCCCACUAGACAUGGACUACAGUACUGAUGACGUCAACACACAGAAUCUAGCCAUAGACAAUAAAUGUGAAUUGCCAGUACCAGUGCAAAAACUCAUCAUCAAGAUAUUUGAUGUCAACAUUAUGAAGAAAACACUGCUUGAAUUUGAACUCGACACUGAAAAAAUGCCCCUGGGUAAGCUUUCCAAGAAGCAAAUCAAGUCUGGAUACAAAAUUUUGUCAGAGCUACUGACUUUAAUUAAUAAGGGGUCGACAAGCCAAAAUAAAAUAAUAGAUGCUACCAACAGAUUCUUCACUUUAAUUCCGCACGACUUUGGCGUGAACAAUGCUCCGUUGCUGGACAAUGUUGAGCUCAUCAAGACUAAGACGGCCAUGUUGGACAACUUGCUCGAGAUUGAAAUAGCUUACAGCCUAAUGAAAACAGACUCUGAUGAAUCGAACGUCAUGUCGGCCCAUUACUUGAAGCUGAAGGCGAACAUUGCGCCUCUUCCGAGGAACUCGCCCGAGUUCGAGAUGAUACAAGAGUAUGUACGCAACACUCACGCUGCCACACAUUCCAGUUACACUUUGGAAAUUGAAGAGGUGUUCAAAGUGGUCCGCGAAGGUGAGGACAAGCGUUUCAAGCCGUUCAAGAAGCUGCACAACCGGCGACUAUUGUGGCACGGCUCACGUACCACCAACUUCGCUGGAAUCAUUUCUCAAGGUCUCCGCAUAGCGCCGCCGGAAGCCCCAGUAACAGGCUACAUGUUCGGCAAGGGCGUGUACUUCGCCGACAUGGUGUCCAAGUCCGCUAACUACUGCUGCACCAGCAUCAACAACCCCACCGGGCUUAUGCUGCUGUGUGAAGUCGCGUUAGGAAACAUGCAAGAAUGUUACCGCGCGACGGACGUGAAGCUCCCUCCCAACAUGCACUCGGCGUGGGGCGUGGGCGGCACGCAGCCCGACCCGGCGCAGGACCGCACGCUCGACGACGGCACCAUCGUGCCGCUCGGCAAGCCCGUGCAGAACAAAGUGCCCACCACGCUGCUCUAUAACGAAUUCAUCGUGUACGACGUGGCACAAGUCAACGUGAAGUAUCUGUUGCAAAUGAAGUUCAAGCACAAGUAUUAAGUACCGUACUUACUCAACAAUUGUUUUUUUUUAUUACUUUGUUGGUCAUAUAAUUGAUCUGUUACUCCUAUGUUCGUUUAAAUUUUUGUAUUAGUUUUAAGACUUUUUUAUUGAACCUUCCACUUACAUUGUAUUACAUUCCUAGGGUACUCUAAAAAUGUAAUUGUGUUAAUGUUCUUGUUUUUUGCUUAAAAUUUCGUUAUUUUUAGAUACUAACCCAGCUAGCUCGAAGCAGCCAUUGUGAUUAGUCGUUACCUAGGUUUAAAAAAAAACUGUGAAAGAAACUUAUUGGAUACCGCCUAAAGUUAACCAAAUGUUUACAAUCGGAGAUGUAAAUAAUAAUAAUGUGGUUAAAUUACACUGUUACUCGAAUACAAAGCAUCACUGUUGUUA
Helicoverpa zea (corn earworm) is the source of this 3526-nucleotide messenger RNA. It is a transcript of the gene Parp1, whose product is annotated as poly [ADP-ribose] polymerase. The coding region runs from base 131 to 3133 and encodes 1000 amino acids. The record is from RefSeq and is a predicted model, not a curated record. Gene Ontology annotation, cellular component: nucleus. Gene Ontology annotation, molecular function: NAD binding; NAD+ poly-ADP-ribosyltransferase activity; DNA binding. The transcript is spliced from 20 exons. NCBI's taxonomy places the organism in Eukaryota, Metazoa, Arthropoda, Insecta, Lepidoptera, Noctuidae.